This is a messenger RNA of Chenopodium quinoa (quinoa), 1801 nucleotides long. RefSeq names its product aspartic proteinase CDR1-like. Gene Ontology annotation, biological process: proteolysis. Gene Ontology annotation, cellular component: extracellular region. The record is from RefSeq and is a predicted model, not a curated record. NCBI's taxonomy places the organism in Eukaryota, Viridiplantae, Streptophyta, Magnoliopsida, Caryophyllales, Amaranthaceae. Bases 43 to 1428 code for a protein of 461 amino acids. Gene Ontology annotation, molecular function: aspartic-type endopeptidase activity. The transcript has a single exon.
GCUAACUAUACAAAGUCACAGCUUAAACACUCUUUCUAAGCCAUGACCUACUUAUUACAUGCUUUAGCUUUGGCUAAUAUGAUCUUCCAUAUUAUGCUAGUAUCCUUACUCUUAAAAUUACCUAAUUAUCAUGUCAUGGUUGAAGCUAGAAACUUAGUUUCUAGCCAUGUUUUCUCGAUGGAUCUAAUCCAUCGUAACUCUCCUCACUCUCCCUACUACGACGAGUCUUCCAUGACUCCUCAAGCGCGCCUUAGACCCUCAGUCUCACAUGGCCAUAGGAUUCACCCGUCGUCUACAUACUAUGAGAAAAAAGAUAGCAUUAAUUCAAAUUUAGUUCCUAAUGGAGGGGAUUACCUAAUAAAAAUUGCUCUUGGUACUCCACCAGUCGAAUUUUUAGCCAAUGCCGAUACUGGGAGUGACCUUAUAUGGUUGCAAUGCUCUCCUUGCGACAUAUGUAUCCCCCAAAAAUCACCAUUAUUCGACCCAACAAAAUCUUCCACUUUUCAUACAAUACCUUGCAACUCUCAAUCUUGUGAUCAUCCUGAUGUUAUUAGUGGAUGUCCCUCUAAUAACACCAAAAGUGAUGGUUUACCAUGUAUUUAUGGUGUAACCUAUGGAGAUGGUACAACUAGUGUUGGUAUCCUAGCGACGGACACGUUAAACUUCCCUCCAGUCGAUAAUCAUGUUACGACCCAAACUAGUUCAUACCCUUCCUCUAUAAUUGGAUGUGGAAUUGACAAUUAUGGUUAUUUUGGUAACCAAGGGGAUGGGAUUGUUGGACUAGGGGCCGGUCCAUUAUCCCUAGUCUCACAACUUGGGCCAAAAAUUAACUAUAAGUUCUCAUAUUGCUUGGCACCCCAGUCUUCAGGGGUCAAUAGUAAGCUCAACUUUGGGGCCGGUGUAACAGGCCCCAAAGUUGUAUCGACCCCCUUCACAACUGGGGAUCAUUCUACAUAUCACUACCACCUCACUCUUGAUGCCAUUACUAUUGGAGAUAGUUCGGUCCCCAUGGACCACAAAGAUGUGGUCAUCGAUUCUGGUACAACUCUUACUUAUCUACCACCUAAAGUGUACAAUGGUGUUAAAAGUGCUAUAACAAGUGCCAUUCGACUUAGCCCAAUGCCCAAGCCGGUUAAGGGAUAUGACCUUUGUUACGAAACAAGACAAUCAUUGGGUUCGGAUGGGGAGCUCAACCCUCCGGAUGUAGUGUUCCAUUUUGAGGGGGCAGAUGUUGUAUUAAAGGUAGAAAACAGUUUUAGGGUGGUAGCAACUAAGAAUGUUGUUAUUUCUUGUUUGGCAAUCGUACCUACAAAUGAUAUGGUUCAUACAUCCAUAUUUGGGAAUAUUGCUCAAGUUAACUUUGAGGUUGGAUAUGAUUUACAAGCAAAAAGGGUAUCAUUUGUUCCAACAGAUUGCACCAAGUAUUAAAUUCAAUCAAAGUUGUUGCAAUAUAUUCAUGUAUCACACUAUCAUUUAUAAAGAAAAAUAUGGAAUGUUUCAAUAUGAAUACUACUCCACAAAAAGGUUUCAAUGUUCAUAUUUUUCUAUUAAUCUACUUCGAUACUAAAAUAAAUACUAUUAAAGGAUGAUCUUGGAAGUUUUAUGUUUAUAUUAUUCUAUUAAUCUAUUACUGUACUAAUGUAGUGAUACAUGUUUUACAUAUUCAUGAACAAUGGUAUAUCUCAUAAAGACAUUUUUUUUAUGGUUUACAUUUUUUUUUUGAACGGAUAUAAUUUUAAUGGUUUACAUAUUCACGCAAAGAUCUUUUUUUUUUUUAAAAAAAAAAAAAAAAAAAAAAAAA